GUGGAGUUUAGAGGAAGCGGAAGUGUCAGCGCAAGCGGAAGUGGUACUGCCCUGAAUACCCCGAGCAGCGAAACGGAGGACAGCUUGAUACUCCCAUCGUUAACAGACACAAAUCAGGACUCGAAAUAUAUUCCAAUUUGCAUCAUGGACAAGAGUGACCUAGUGCAGAAGGCAAAGCUCGCUGAGCAGGCCGAGCGCUAUGAUGACAUGGCUGCGUCUAUGAAGGCCGUGACGGAGGGCGGUGUUGAGCUUUCCAAUGAAGAGCGCAACCUGCUCUCCGUGGCCUACAAGAAUGUGGUAGGCGCCCGCCGCUCGUCCUGGCGUGUGAUCUCCAGCAUUGAGCAGAAAACUGAAGGCAACGAGAAGAAACAGCAGAUGGCACGCGAAUACCGUGAGAAAAUCGAAGCCGAGCUUCAGGAAAUCUGCAACGACGUGCUGGGUCUCCUGGAGAAGUACCUCAUUCCCAACGCUAGCCAGGCAGAGAGCAAAGUCUUCUACCUGAAAAUGAAAGGAGAUUAUUACAGAUACCUGUCCGAGGUGGCAUCCGGGGACUCAAAGAGAACCACAGUGGAGAACUCUCAGAAGGCCUACCAGGAUGCAUUUGAGAUCAGCAAGAAGGAAAUGCAGCCAACACACCCCAUCAGGCUGGGACUAGCGCUGAACUUCUCCGUCUUUUACUAUGAAAUCCUCAACACCCCAGAGCAGGCCUGCAGUUUGGCAAAGACGGCUUUCGAUGAGGCAAUUGCUGAGCUGGACACCUUGAAUGAGGACUCUUACAAAGACAGCACCCUCAUCAUGCAGUUACUAAGGGACAACCUCACUCUGUGGACAUCAGAAAACCAGGGUGACGAGGGGGAUGCUGGCGAGGGCGAGAACUAAAGGCGUUGCACUUCACUGUUAAAUCCACCUACACUCUUUAUCUUACACAUAUACAGCCCAUAAUUCCCUGCUCCAUCCAAUCCACCUCACCUUUAUCCACCUUUCUGUAUGACGAGCAGCAUGAAUUGUACCUGACCUACAAGUUUGUACCCCUGAGGCCACGAGCGGAAGGGCAAAGUUUGGUUUCUCUGACUUGUCUCAAACAUGUCUGUUUGUGUAUUUCCCCCCCAGACGAGGGAAAAAUGGUUGAAUAGUGGAGACGAUUUCCAUCCUUCCCUCCCCUUCCUAAAAAAAACCCUCCUAACAUUUUUAAAAGGUAUAUGUUCUCUGGUCCUAGCAGGUUAUAAUGCAUUAUAGUGUCCCCUCCUUUUCCCAUACCUCCCUUUUCUGUCUUUUUCUCUCCAAUAGUGUACUGGCGAUUGCUGGUUUUAUUCAAAAGGUUAUUAAACUGUCCAUUAAUUUAACAAA
Molecule: messenger RNA, 1347 nt
Organism: Danio rerio (zebrafish)
Lineage: Eukaryota; Metazoa; Chordata; Actinopteri; Cypriniformes; Danionidae
Gene: ywhaba
Product: tyrosine 3-monooxygenase/tryptophan 5-monooxygenase activation protein, beta polypeptide a
Cellular component (GO): cytoplasm
Source: RefSeq, marked provisional